Morus notabilis is the source of this 3515-nucleotide messenger RNA. Its product is annotated as gamma-tubulin complex component 5. Gene Ontology annotation, molecular function: microtubule minus-end binding; gamma-tubulin binding. Gene Ontology annotation, cellular component: gamma-tubulin complex; equatorial microtubule organizing center; spindle pole. NCBI's taxonomy places the organism in Eukaryota, Viridiplantae, Streptophyta, Magnoliopsida, Rosales, Moraceae. The coding region runs from base 345 to 3464 and encodes 1039 amino acids. The transcript is spliced from 17 exons. Gene Ontology annotation, biological process: cytoplasmic microtubule organization; spindle assembly; mitotic cell cycle. The record is from RefSeq and is a predicted model, not a curated record.
AAAUACUCCGAAUUUUCAAAUCCAUUUUCUCUGCGCCAAACGUCGGCGGGAACUCAUCGGAAAAGAGUCGCACUCUUCACUCCACUCUGCAAGAUUCUCUCGGCCUUCGUCCGGCGAUCGAAUAUUCAGCAGAAUCAGAAGAAGAAAAGGAGAACUAGGGCACACCCCAAAACACUUUUUCGGCUUCAAUCGCUUGUACGCAGAUCUGCGACCCUAACCCACAUUCUCUACUUAGAGAGUUUUUCUGACUUCAACUCGAUCUGUUAAAGCCUUUUGAUCAGGCCUUCUUGCUUCGGUUGUUAUUGCGUUGAAGCUUUCACUGCUUCCUUACAUCAAUUAUCUCGAUGGGAAAACCGCUUUGCUACGAUGCGGGGAAAAUAGAGGUUUCUAAAAGCUUUAUCAAUAAGAUCUACAGUGGCUUUUCGGAUAGCAUUCAUUUUGCAGCACCAGUUUCCUCUUUGAGCACAAUUGAAAUCGACGUGGUGCGAGGUGUACUUGAAACGUUACAAGGAUUUUCGAGCUCCUUGUUUUAUUGGGACGAUGAUGGAAAACGUUUUCGUGCCAAAACUGGGAUUUAUGUUACGCACCUCUCUCAGACAAGUCUUCACGCCGUUGUUAAUCAGUUUAUGUAUGCCGCUACAUGUUUACAACUAGUGGGAAUUUUGGUCACUAAAAUUGAGAAAUGGGUCAGAUCGCCUCCACCCACCUUGAGGGCAUUUGCUUGCUCUGCAUCUGCUUGGCUUCGGAGAUUACGUGAUAUUGCUCUAAAGGAACAAACGAAGAUGAGCAAUGCUGGCACUGGAACUACUCCUACCUUAUUGGGAUUGACGAAUUCAUUAUCUAGUCUUUGCUCAGGUGCUGAGUAUCUAUUACAAACAGUGCAUGGUGCCAUUCCUCUAGUAUAUUUCGAGUCUAAUUCUUCUGUUCCAGCUGCUGAUGUGGCAGUUCAUAUCCUUGACUUUCUUUACAAGAAGCUAGAUGAAGUGUGUCUAGUGCAAGGUGGUGAGGAGGAAGAAUAUCAGAUGAUACUUCACAUGUUUAUUGGGAGUUUGUUGCCUUAUAUCGAAGGUCUUGAUUCAUGGCUUUUUGAAGGCACACUUGAUGAUCCUUUUGAGGAGAUGUUCUUUUAUGCUAAUAAAGCAACUUCUAUUGACGAGGCUGACUUCUGGGAAAAAAGCUACCUAUUCAGACGAACACAGUGUCUAGAGUUAGAUUCUGAGCUUUCCUCCCCACUAGACAAAAAGGAAGUUGGCCAAAGGGAAUCCAUCGCGAUGGCUAGAGCCAAAGGGAAGGAACAGAGCAAUGGUCCUCUGUUUAUCAAGGACAUAGCUAAGGCAAUUGUUUCUGCUGGAAAGUCAUUGCAGCUGAUUCGGCAUAUUCCAAUGAUCUCUUCAGGAAUAAAUGGCAGAGGAAAUGAUUUUAAAAUUGACGAAGGUUAUGGAAAUUCAAAAGAUGGUUUUCAUCAUGGUCAAAGCAUUGCAGGUUUAACAUUGUCAGAAGUUUUUUGUGUGUCGGUAGCAGGUCUUAUAGGUCACGGUGAUCGCAUAUUCAGAUAUCUUUGCCAAGAUGACUGGUGUAAAACCAAGAUUCAUCAAUCGCUUGGAUUUUGUUUGAGAAAAGAAAAAGUUGGAAGUAAUGAAAUUGAGCGUUUGCCUAUGACUUGCUUUGAAAAAAUUUGGUAUAAAUUUUUGGUUGAUACACUCUUGGAGAAAGGAUUGAUUUAUGUUACAUCUGGAUUUAAGGAUGGAAAUAAUCUAGCUGAAACAAGUGAAGUGAAAAUGACUGCAGCUGAUGCAAAUAGACUGCCUCUUUUGAGAUCCUUCUGUCCUGAAAAUCCAGUUAUUACUGUAUGCCAAGGGAAUCUUUCCAAGAAUAGGAAUUCCUGGAAAGUACUAAAUUUAUCCAAAAAUUUUUAUUUGCCCCCUCUAAAUGAUGAGGCUUUACGAAAGGCUAUAUUCGGUAAGGAUUGUCGCACCUUUCCUGCAGUUGAAGGAACAAACUACACUUUUGGUUUUGGAUUUGGUGAAUCAGAACAUCUUCGUUCACAAGAUGACUCUAAGAUGUUAGAAGUGAUCUUUCCUUUUCCUACUGUUCUUCCUUCCAUUCAGGAUGAUUGUCGUCUGUCAGAGCUCUUACCUUUCCAGAAAAAGAGCACCCUUCCAUCAAGAGUUCUCAGCUGGAUUCAGAAUUUUGAGCCCAAAAAUAAUAUACUUCCUGUUGUUAUAAUGCAAGAGUGCCUUACUGUCUAUAUCAAAAAGCAGGUCGAUUGCAUUGGCAAGGACAUAUUGUCAAAAUUAAUGGAUGAUUGGAGAUUAAUGGAUGAGCUUGCGGUUUUACGUGCCAUUUACUUGUUAGGAUCAGGUGAUCUGUUACAGCACUUUUUAACUGUGAUUUUCAAUAAGCUGGAUAAAGGAGAAACGUGGGAUGAUGACUUUGAGUUAAACACCAUAUUACAGGAGUCUAUAAGAAACUCCGCUGAUAGUGUGCUACUAAGUGCUCCAGAUUCAUUAAUUGUGUCCCUCGCCAAAAGUCAGGGUUCAAAUAGCACAGAGCAAUCGUACACUGAUACCAUUCCAACAACUCCUCAUGGAAGUCGUGCACAAAUCUUUGGAAUCAGUGACCUUGAUUUACUAAAGUUUACCUACAAGGUCUCGUGGCCAUUGGAACUCAUUGCUAAUACUGAGGCAAUCAAGAAGUAUAACCAGGUGAUGGGUUUCUUAUUGAAGGUCAAGCGUGCAAAAUUUCUUCUUGAUAAAGCUCGGAGGUGGAUGUGGAAGGGAAGAGGUACUGCAACAAAUUACUGUAAGCAUCACUGGUUGGUGGAGCAAAAACUUCUCCAUUUUGUGGAUGCCUUUCACCAAUAUGUGAUGGACAGAGUAUAUCACAGUGCAUGGCAGGACCUCUGUGAGAGUAUGGCAGCCGCUCGUUCUUUGGACGAAGUUAUAGAAGUUCAUGAGUCUUACUUGUUGUCGAUUCAGCGGCAGUGUUUUGUAGUCCCAGAUAAGCUCGUGGGUCUCUCUCCCUCUCUUUCUCUCUCUCUUAUUUUUUUAUCUGGAUAUUAUAUUCAGUGUGACCCUUCUAUAGAAAAAAUCAAAGACUUUAUUGUUCUCUUUUGCAUUCAGUGGGCUCUCAUUGCAAGCAGAAUCAACAGCAUUCUUGGAUUAGCAUUAGACUUCUAUACCGUACAGCAGACUCUUAGUGGCGGAGCAGUUUCUGCAAUUAAGGCCAAAUGUGAAAUGGAAAUUGAUCGCAUUGAGAAACAGUUCGAUGAUUGCAUUGCUUUCCUCCUAAGAGUCCUCUCUUUCAAGCUCAAUGUGGGUAACUUUCCUCAUUUGGCUGAUUUAGUUACUAGGAUCAACUAUAAUUACUUCUACAUGUCUGAUAGUGGGAACCUGAUGACUGUCCCAAACUUGGAAAAUGCUGCAUCAAGAGCGCGAAAAGCAUUUGUUAGUAGAACAGACUGAUUGGUGGAUUUUUUUGGUUUAUUCUAGAGUUUAAGUCUAGUACUUCUCAGU